This is a messenger RNA of Racocetra persica, 870 nucleotides long. Lineage: Eukaryota; Fungi; Glomeromycota; Glomeromycetes; Diversisporales; Gigasporaceae. The record is from the annotation of a GenBank genome assembly.
AUGACACAUAUAGUUGGUCUUAGACAAACCGCAAAUGAAAUUAACUCCUUCAUAUGCAAUAAUUUACCGCACAGUGACGAAAAUUCAGAUACUAUUAUAUCAAAACCCGUUAAUAUACCUCAUUUAGCUCUUUCUGAACAAGAAGCAAUUAAAUAUGACCUUAAAAAAGGGAAAUAUACAAUUGUUCCUGAACUAACCGAACGAAACAAUAAGUAUCUUAAAAUAACCAAUCAAGGAGGUGAUGGUGUGAUCCUAGGUGAAGAGAACAGUUCCUUAUUAGCCAAAGGUUCUUUACGCUACACACCUAAGUAUGCCAUAUUAGAUGACGAAAAAAAAGGUAUAGCGAAUGAAGUUGGUGAAGCAAUUUUUGAACAAUUCCCGAAGCAUUUGAGACUCCAAGGUCUCACCAAUUGGGAAGAAUUGUGGAAAUUAGGGUUUUCCGAUGUAUUAAUAGAAGGCACUCUAAACCUUAUGCGAAGAGGUGAAUACCCUGUUUCAUGGUUUCAUCUAUUUGGGAAAAGCCAAGUCGUAGAUAUAGAAAAAAUCCUUGGUGGGAAAGAUAUCCGUACUGUUAGUGCACAAAACUUAACAAGAUAUGAAUAUGGCAUUCUUAUUCAAAAAAUUACAACAAUUAUAAAUGAAGGUGGCAUUAUGGUAGAAGCAGAUGCCACCGCAUUCGACUCACAUCUUAACCGUUUCCCAUUUGAGGUCAUGAAAAAACUCGAUUCCUUGGCAUUCAAAGGACAUCCUAAAGAAAAAGAAGUGACCUCUAUACUUCGUUGCCAUUAUGAUCAAAUGCAGAAAUGUUGGAUGUUUGGUAUAACCGAACAUAAAUAUCCUAUUUUUUCAAUGAGCGUUGAUAAUCCUAUC